Microthlaspi erraticum is the source of this 1911-nucleotide messenger RNA. The record is from the annotation of a GenBank genome assembly. NCBI's taxonomy places the organism in Eukaryota, Viridiplantae, Streptophyta, Magnoliopsida, Brassicales, Brassicaceae.
AUGGAGAGUACAAUAAUUGUGAUGAUGAUAAGAAGAUUUUUGGUUUAUUUCUUGGGAUUUUUAUGCCUUCUCAGCUCUGCAAACGGAUUGCUUUCUUCUAAAGGAGUUAACUUUGAAGUGCAAGCUUUGAUGGACAUAAAAGCUUCAUUACAUGAUCCUCAUGGUGUUCUUGAAAACUGGGAUAGAGAUGCUGUUGAUCCUUGUAGUUGGACAAUGGUCACUUGUUCUCCAGAAAACUUUGUCAUUGGCCUGGGCACACCUAGUCAGAAUUUCUCUGGUACAUUAUCUCCAAGCAUUACCAACUUAACAAAUCUUCGGAUUGUGCUGUUGCAGAACAACAACAUAACAGGCAAGAUUCCUUCUGAGAUUGGUCGUCUUACAAAGCUUGAGACUCUUGAUCUCUCUGAUAACUUCUUCCGCGGUGAAAUCCCUUUCUCAAUAGGCUCUCUACGAAGCCUGCAAUAUCUGAGGCUUAACAACAAUUCUCUCUCUGGAGUGUUUCCUCAGUCACUGUCAAAUAUGACUCGACUUGCGCUUCUUGAUUUAUCAUACAACAAUCUUAGUGGUCCUGUCCCAAGAUUUGCUGCAAAUACCUAUAGCAUCGUUGGGAACCCUCUGGUAUGUCCAACGGGUACUGAACCAGACUGUAAUGGAACUACACUGAUACCAAUGUCUAUGAACUUGAAUCAAACUGGAGCUUCUUUAUACUCCGGUAGAUCAAAGAAUCACAAAAUGGCAAUCGCAGUUGGAUCCAGCGUUGGAAUUUUAUCAUUGAUCUUCAUUGCUGUUGGUUUGUUUCUCUGGUGGAGACAAAGACAUAACCAAAACACAUUCUUUGAUGUCAAAGAUGGGCAUCAUCAUGAGGAAGUUUCACUUGGAAACCUAAGGAGAUUCGGUUUCAGGGAGCUUCAGAUUGCAACGAAUAACUUCAGCAGCAAGAACUUGUUGGGGAAAGGCGGCUACGGAAAUGUAUACAAAGGAAUACUAAACGACAGCACGGUUGUUGCCGUGAAAAGGCUUAAAGAUGGGAAUGCAUUAGGAGGAGAGAUUCAGUUUCAGACAGAAGUCGAGAUGAUCAGUUUAGCUGUCCAUCGGAACCUCUUGAGACUCUACGGCUUCUGCAUCACGCAAGCCGAGAAGCUUCUUGUUUAUCCUUACAUGUCUAACGGAAGCGUUGCGUCUAGAAUGAAAGCAAAACCGGUUCUUGACUGGAGCAUCAGGAAGAGGAUAGCGAUAGGAGCUGCGAGAGGGCUUGUGUAUCUCCAUGAGCAAUGUGAUCCGAAGAUCAUCCACCGCGAUGUCAAAGCAGCGAACAUACUUCUUGACGACUACUGUGAAGCUGUGGUUGGAGAUUUCGGUUUGGCUAAGCUCUUGGACCAUCAAGACUCUCAUGUCACAACCGCGGUUAGAGGCACGGUUGGUCACAUUGCUCCUGAGUAUCUCUCAACCGGUCAGUCCUCUGAGAAAACCGAUGUGUUCGGGUUCGGGAUUCUUCUUCUUGAGCUUGUGACAGGGCAAAGAGCUCUUGAGUUUGGCAAAGCGGCGAACCAGAAAGGCGCUAUGCUUGAUUGGGUUAAGAAGAUACAUCAGGAGAAGAAACUUGAGGUGCUUGUGGAUAAAGAGUUGUUGAAGAAGAUGAGCUAUGAUGAGAUUGAGUUGGAUGAGAUGGUGAGAGUGGCCUUGUUGUGCACACAGUAUCUGCCUGGACAUAGACCGAAAAUGUCUGAAGUUGUUCGAAUGCUUGAAGGAGAUGGACUUGCAGAGAGAUGGGAAGCUUCUCAGAGAUCGGAGAGUGCUUCAAAAUGUAGCAACAGGAUCAAUGAGUUCAUGUCAUCUUCAGAUAGAUACUCCGAUCUUACUGAUGACUCUACUUUGCUUGUGCAAGCAAUGGAGCUCUCUGGUCCUAGAUGA